Orbicella faveolata is the source of this 2106-nucleotide messenger RNA. RefSeq lists its product as uncharacterized. The record is from RefSeq and is a predicted model, not a curated record. Gene Ontology annotation, molecular function: calcium ion binding. NCBI's taxonomy places the organism in Eukaryota, Metazoa, Cnidaria, Anthozoa, Scleractinia, Merulinidae.
CCCCCUCCUCAAAAAAAUAUUGUUCCGUCCCUAAAUCUGACGACCUGAAUUUUAAUUUUCCCGCUUAUGUUGAUCUGUACGUGACCCCGCGCUUUAGAGAAAUAAAGUUUUGUGGUUACUAACGACUUCCGAUCUUAUUAUCAAAACAAACCCUCUUACAUGUAUGUUAACUGAUGGAAACAAAACGUGUGCUUAGUAAUCCGUGUUUAUUACGACGUUCCUUUCACAACAUUACUUAAUUGAUAACGGCCAAUCAAAUCGUGUUCCGUCGGUGUACGUUUCAGCGGUGUGACGUCAUUCUUCAGGGGAAACCCAUUCAGCAAAUCUGUCACGCGAAUUGCCUGAAGUUCAGACAUUUGAUGAAAAAGGGAAUCAGAUGUUCAAUGUUUGGGUACAUCGUUUCAAUUUAAUCAUUCUCUCUCGCCAGACACCUAUAAAAUCGACAACAGUUUGCUCGUUUUACAAAAAAGGAAAGAAAACACGAGAUCACAAGAAAUUAUUUCGAAAUUCAAAAUGUAGGCGAGUGGAUACACCUGUUUUUACUGCGUCAUUAAAAAAAAAAUAUUUUGAAAGGAAGACCAAGAAAGGCCUUAGCUGAUUUUAUUUAGUCGUGAAACAGCAUCUAAGAAUUUGUAUCAAAUUGAAAACAAUGAAAUCAUAGUGGUAUAAACUUUUCACGGGCGAAGUAAAAUCACUCUAAUGAAAGAAUAACAUACAUGCAAAUCACUUUUUGUAGAGAGACGGAUUUUAGCGAAUCGCAGCACGCAAUUUUUACACACAGAGAUGAUUAUGAAUGAGUGUUUUGAAAAUAGACAGUGACAGAUGACACAGGUUUUUGGUGCAUAUGUAAUGAUGCUGAUGACCGUGUCAGUAAGCAUGCAUUUUUCAAAUCACGUAUGUUACGCGCCACUAGAUUAAGAAAUGACGGUUGCUUCUAUUUUUAGCAUCCGGCUGUAUAAAAACAAAUGCGUAAUACGUUACACAAGUAAUUAAAAAAGGCUACAAAGAUUUUACAUCUGAAGGAAAGUUUCAAGUUGAACUUUGAAAAUGCAAGCAGGGAAUUCUUACUUCUUUCGCGACGCUCCAGAAAUCGCCAUUCACAGUCUGUUUGAUAAAUACGACCAUGAGAGAAAUGGCAAGCUUGAUAGGUCAGAACUGAAGGAUUUAUUAGAGGGUGACCUUGGAUUAAACCCUGAACAAGCCUGUAUUUAUAUGUUGCUGUUGGACCAAACUGGAGAACACAGUGUGUCAUUCGAAGAGUUUUUCAACUGGCUGAGAAGCGGUGAACGAUUUCAAAAUAUUAACGAUAAAUCAAGAUUUGGUAAAUUAUGCCAAGCUGUGGAGAUGUUCAAGAGUUUUGAUACAGAUGACAGCGAUACGCUGGACAAAACGCAGUUUAAAAAUCUAAUUACCGCCAUUGGAUACGCUAAUGUGGAUUCGGGAAAACUUUUUAAAGAGUUGGACAGUCACCGCAAUGGCAAACUGUCGUUCGUGGAAUUCAUGAAAUGGCUGAAUUGGGUGCCAAUUGAAAUGUAACGACAGACAGUUUAAUAAUCAGCAACUCACAGUAUUAAAUCCACAAGAAAUAUCUUUAAUACAUGCUUUUGUGAAGUAUGUUGCUCAGCCCUAGAAAUAGUUCAGGUUACACGUAAUGUAGUGAGUGUCGACGAAUGUGUGAGCUCGAAACAAACUUGAAAUUAUAUAACUAUGCGAAAUUUGCAACAUUAAUCUAUGUGAGCUAUAGAGAUACUGUUAAGAAAUUUAUCUACACGUUAUUCGGCGAAUCCGUUGAAAAUUGAAUUUUGAACUUUUAUCUGUUAAGAGAACGCUUAUUUUUCCUUUAGCAUAGAAACUUAGAUUGAUUAUAUUCUACUGAGCGCCAUGUCGUCUUCUGAAUCAAUAUUGGUAAGCCUACUUCCUGUUAUUUAUAUGAAAAGAUAAACAAACUCCACUGUGGAAACAAAAGAAUCAUAUGUAUUCGUUUUAUUGUAGUGAAGUUGUUAAACAAUGGCAAACGUGUUGUUUGUACGAAAUCGAAAAGAAACACAAUGAGGCAUGAAUAAAGAAAAUUGUGUCCCGUAUUGAAUUAAAAUGACUGGAAACUGA